AUGGCUUCCUCGGUACGCACAAGCAACAGAGGGGCACCUCCUGGCUCUCUCAGAAGGAGUUCGCGAGAUAACGAUCAGCAGAUUAUUGAUUCUCCUCCCCUGGACAUCGCACAAAAGAGAAGUUCAGACGUGGAACCGCAGGUCUCUCUGCCUCCGCACGGCGGACGUUCGUGGCGGUCGGGAGGCGAGAUUAGCUCUCUGCUGGCACCCGCGCGCAUCGAAAGUUCCCUGAUCACAGCCGCACUUGGCUGUUCACCUGCCCUCGCAUCACUUGCUCAGAGAGCCGAUGUGGGAAGUGCAGCAAAAGACGUUGACGCUGAGUCUCUAAACAUCUUGACCCCCGCGAGUCAUCAGAACUCCUCUUUUCCUUCCGGCCUGGCUGAAGUGCCUCCGCGAGCUUCGACGUCACCCCAGCCUUCGCUCCUGGGUGGUGUUUUUGCUGGGCUUUCUUGCUGCCGGACGACCUCAGCAGAACAGAGAUCGGCUUCCUCCAGGUCUGUCGCGCUCCCGCCUACCCACACAGGCUCUGCCGCCGCAGUUCCGAAUGCGAUGGCCUUGAGUCCAAGCCUCACCAUUUCGUCCGGUGCGGUCAACAGCUGCCUUUCUCUUGAUGAGCCAAAAGGCCUCUGCGGAGCCGGAUCGGCCGCAUGCACAGCCGAUGCAACUCUCGGGAGACUCAGUGGAGGCGCGGGUGCUAGUCCCCGGCUUGCUGCUGCUGUGCCAAACCUACUCUCGAGUGUGAGCCCUAGCUCGCUGUUUACAUCAGUGCCUACAGGGAGCGCAGCUGCCGUCUCUGGAAGCCUUUCCGCUCCAUCGCCGCUCUCUGGCCACCCGUGGGCGUCGCUGGCUUCAGCCUACUGCUCCCGGGAGACCCUGAUGGGCCGAACUAGCGGAGAGCCGAGUCUUGUAUCUGGAAGUGCGGGGUUCAUUCCCACAGCUCUCCAAACGGCGUUCCACUGCGGAAAGGAAACCCAGGGCAAUGGAAGUACCCAAACGCAUGCUUCUGCUCUCAACAUGCAGCAGGUGCCAGCUCAGACCCACGGGCCAGUGGGUCACAUUCAUGGACGAGAGAGCCUGCCGAAAGUCGUUGGCGUCCGCUAUGACAAGGUGAAUAAGACAUGGAGGGCUUCGUGGUACGACCCGCAAUCUCGGCGGAGAGUGGAGCGCAAAUUCAGCGUCAAUAAACUGGGAUUCAUCAACGCUUACAACAUGGCCACAGAGUGCCGAAAGCUGCAAGAACAGAAACUCGGAUUGCGCGACAGAACAGGUCGCAAGCAACAGCAGCAACAGCCAAAGAGCCCCUCUGUGGUGACGCGCGCCCCAGCUGGAGUCUUGGGAUCUGCCUCCCUGCCAACGUGCAUGCCACAUCUGGAACUGCAACGCCACCAAGAACUGCUGGCUCAAACGUCAUCCUGGGCGCCGGCCCAACCGCUUGGCUCCGAUCGCCUUGAGAAGGAGUCACUGCAGCAGUAUCUCCCCUUUGAUUUCGAGCGCGCUCUGAACUCCCACCACUUAUCCGCGGGACUUGACGCCUCUGGAAACUUUCCGUCAGCAGACGCGUCCACCAUCGCUGUUUUUUCUGCCGCCACCAACUCUUUCUUGCCGGCCCGCGCGCCUCUCAACCCUGUGGAGGAGCGCCAACGCUCCCCUGACCUCCGGCACCAGCACCACAUGUCCGUGCCAGCCCCGCCGAACGGAGUGAAACCUGAGGCGCACGGUGGACCUCCCCAUGCGGAUCUUUCAAACGCGCCGACUCAACAAGUUCAGGUGUCUCAUCUCUCCGACCACCUGUCGGGAGGCUCUCUCCCUGAGGCUCAGACUGGUGCAAGCGAGAGCGGCAUCAGCCGUUCCUCGACUCGGAGUCGGAAGCGAAAGGAUCCUCCCGAAAACAGUGCAACCCCGCAGAGCUGCCGGUCUCGAGGAACUGAAGACGCCCGCACACCCAACGGUGGACCUGGCGCGGAGGACGAGAAGGCGAGGGAGGAAGUGAUCUGGAUGGGAGGAGGAGGAGGAGGAACGCGCUCGCGCGACCAGGGGCGCCAGCUUUCGGAUUCUCAGGACCCAGCUGCGCAUGAGGGAGGAUCUCACAAUGGAAACUGCAGACAUGCUGGGAGGGCCGAAGGCGCAGGCCGAGAGCUCUACUCACUCCGGCUCGGGCAGCGGGGGACUAAGAUUGGAACGGCCGAUGGAAAGUCUACAGGGAAAGACGAAGGCGCCAGGCACUCUGGUGAUGACCUCGGUGCGUCUUCUGACGGCGAUGGGCAGACCUCACAAGAAGAACGAGAAGAUGGCACUGCGAAAAAGCCUCGACUCCCAUCGACGAACGACGAAAGUAACUCUACAAAAGGUGGAGGCAAACGGUCUGGAACGGGUGACGAGACCGCGCGUGACGGCGAGCCGGCAGACAAAGUUGCUUGGGUGAGCAAGGGCACAGACAAGGCCGUUGUAAAAGAACACACCUACCGCGGAGGAGGACACACCGCGGGGCAAGGCUCGCGAGAAGGCGGUGAUCCGAGCAAAGCUGGCCGUGAAGAAAAACCGCUUCCGGUGGUCGGCGAUCGCACGCUAUCGGGCAGCAGGAAAGAGAGCAACGGUGGACGGUCCGCAGGGCCAGAGGACACUCGUGAGACCAGAACCCAAUUCGAGAAAGGCCAGGAGAGACGGGAAGUUCGCGAGCACGCUGGUGACGGGAGCCACAGAGUGAUAUUCUCGCGUCUGGACGCGGACUGUGGCGGCAGACACUGCGCUGGAGCAUGCCGCGGCGUCCCCAAUAACUCGCUGUCCUGCGCCUUCACGUGCCAGCACCUCAGUCCUUGCUCCAAGGCCGUUGGAGGAGGGGUGUGUUGCUGCCGAAGGCACUCCGCAACUCUCCAGGAAAGCAGCUGUGACACCUCGUGCUGCAGCCGUCGCUGGACUUGCACCUGCUGUGGGGACGACUGCCAAGGAUUCCCAAGGCCUGUGGCGCGUCACGGGCACCACAUGAAAGAGGAGUGUCUCCCUCACGGUGCCUGCGGUGGCAGCUCUGGUCAAGAGUCGUCGCUGGGCAGCUCCAGCCACCCUGUCUCUCGCGUGCAGCAUGCAAAGAAGACCGGGUGGAAGCCCACUGGCGCGUCGCCAUUUCAGACCGCGUCCGUCUCCCCGUCGUCCUGCUGUCCACAUCACUCGCAGGCAGAGGGGGGAGGCGAGCUCCAAGGAGACUCCGCGGCAGGCUGUGCAGACGAGAGCGACCCCAUGAUCUCUUCCGGCAGUGUAGAGAGGGAUUGGUUUUCCUCGUCUUCGCUCGCGGGCGAUGCACCCAGCAACGCCGCGCCAACGGGGCCUCUGCUCAUUCUCCAUCUCACCAAAGAGCUCGUGCUCCUGCUGCUCCAGUCCGUCCAGGACGCGGUCCGGGCGCUGGUCCCGGAGGGCCAACUGGUGGAGCAUUUUGGCAAGGCCGAGGGCGGCGCUGAGGACUUUUCGUCGGACCGAGAGUCCGAUUCGCUGUCGGGCAGAGAGCGGGACCACUGGCGAAGACAGCAGAAGACUCGCGGCGAGGCCUCGCCGCUGAAACGCGAUUCGACCGGCGCGGCGGACCGCGACAAAGGGAGUCACGACACGGGCUGCGAGAUCUCCGCUGCAGAUGCUCGCGUCUGCGUGGCUGCCCUUGAGCGGCACAAAGAAAUUGUGCGAUUGGCAACGAAUGUGAACAGUCUGGGGCGUUACACGAGGAUUUUCAGGGUGUGCAUCAAGAACAAGCAAGUCCCGACUCAGUUGCCGCAUCUCGACCUCGUCCAACUGUUGCGGCAGCUCCUGACUCUGUCGAGUGUGGAGAGAGACACUUCGAGUCUCGGUCCCACAGGGUCUGCGUCGGGGGUCGAUGCGAUGCACGCCCGCAGCACCUCAUCAACAGAAGGAUCCUCCGGGUACAUGAGCCCCGCUGAGUCCCUGCGACGCCUGCCAGGCAUCAGUGGCUCCACCGGCUUAGCUCGAGAAGAAAAGGCAGACUGCGAACGCACAGGUGUGACGCCGGGGAGAGGCGGCCGUGUGAGUCGCGUCACAACUGCUGGUACGGACGAAGGCGGAGACCUUGAGGACGAACAGGAAGGCGUCGGAAAAUCUGAGAGCGGUCCUCUCCAGGGGCUGAAUCAGGGAGACACUGACAGCGAGGGACGCCUGAAGGACGGAGGCGGACCUUCAGGCGGCGGGAGCCGGGAGACAGGGCGCGUCGGCCCACUGUCGUCUUCCCGCCUCUCGAGCUCUCGCCGGGGAUGUGAAGACUCCGAACAAGAGCGAAUGGAAGAGCGCGAACGGGUGCAAACCAAGCACGAACAUCCGACGCAGUCGAGCCACCACCAUAACACACGAAGCAGAAGCCAGUCGGCGAGAAUCGCCGCUUCAGGGCGUGGAGGAAGCUCUUCACAUGGAGCCGUUUCGAGCGUGGGUUCGGCCUCGCUCUCGUCUGCAAACAGGCCCAGUCGAGCCGCAGCGGCGCGUCGUGGCUUCUACAACACGCGUCAACAGUCCACGGAGUCUCCGGAGUGUCUGGAGAUAAAGACUGCGGAUGCAGCUGCUGGAAAGGAGGAGCGAACCUCGAUAAAGACUGAACUGAGUUCCUCCAGUUGUUCGUCAGGGACAGCGAAUCCGACCUACUCUAGAGGAGGCGCUCAGAACCACAGAUUUCUCUCAGCAGCCUCGUCGAACGCCGAGGGAAUUUCGUCACUCGCCUCGUCUCAAGCUUCCCCAUCCCCUCUUUCGAAGCUUCCUCCCUCAAUCUGUUUCGGCGACCGAGUGCGGUCAGACUCGUCUUCGGGUCAUUCGGGAGACAUCACAAACACUGGCGUCCCGUGCUCGAGUGAGGACGGUCUCAACGAGGGCCAAGAUUUCGACGGCGCUGAAGGCGGCUCAUCUCGAGAAGGCGAGAGCAGUGUUCCAGACUCCCUUGCUCAGUUGCUUCUCUAG
This is a messenger RNA of Toxoplasma gondii ME49, 4938 nucleotides long. RefSeq names its product AP2 domain transcription factor AP2III-4 (gene AP2III4). NCBI's taxonomy places the organism in Eukaryota, Apicomplexa, Conoidasida, Eucoccidiorida, Sarcocystidae. Gene Ontology annotation, biological process: regulation of DNA-templated transcription. The transcript has 5 exons. The record is from RefSeq and is a predicted model, not a curated record. The coding region runs from base 1 to 4938 and encodes 1645 amino acids. Gene Ontology annotation, molecular function: DNA-binding transcription factor activity.